Colletotrichum karsti is the source of this 801-nucleotide messenger RNA. RefSeq lists its product as uncharacterized. The record is from RefSeq and is a predicted model, not a curated record. NCBI's taxonomy places the organism in Eukaryota, Fungi, Ascomycota, Sordariomycetes, Glomerellales, Glomerellaceae. Bases 1 to 801 code for a protein of 266 amino acids. The transcript has a single exon.
AUGUCUUCCAAGACGCUCACAACAUUCGCGACUCGCACCGACAGAACCCUUGUUUUCUCGACAGAUCAACUCAGCCCCAUCCGCAAGAUCGAUAACAAGCUGGCAACAUGGCAGAAUGGUUUUGCCAGACCAGACAUCUAUGACGUGGACCGCAUCGUCAAAGAAAGGCGCUUACCACACAACGCUGCCGAGGUGGUCGAACGCUGGCUUUCCGAAUGUCGCAGCAACGAAGUCGCAGUCAACUCCGACGACUUUCAGAUUAAGCUGUUCUACGAAAGCGUGGUGCGGGACUGCGAGGACCAGUUGUACUGUUAUCGGAACAUGCGGGUCGUAAAGACGCGCAGAUUUGAACGCAUCGAACGGAAUCUGGCAAAGCUUGCCAUGUUGACCGCAUAUGUCGAUCAGAAGGUCGACGAGAAGGUCGACGAGGGGGGAGACAGCUCAGCACCAACCACUACCCCAGAAACUGAAGCUGCGCUACCAACCUCGGAACCGCUGAAUCUCGAACUUGUCAGAAGACAUACAUGGAUGUCGGAUUCGGAGGACGAAGACGAGCAGCAGCAUGAGCCUGCUUCUCCGGAAGACGAAGAGUUGUACGAUAUGAGGAGACGGUCAUCGCUCGCGACAGAGGAUUGGGCUCGUCGCGAGGCCGAACGAGAGGAGGAGCGGCUACAGCUGGCGAUGAGGUAUAAGUGGCCGGUGAACAUGCGCAGGGCCAAGACGCAAUAUGAGCGGGCUAUGAAGAAGCAGGAGUGGGAGCGCGACGAGGUCGAGCCCCUGAGACACAGUUGCACUUUCUGA